CCCAUUCUCCAACAUCGACAACUCAUUUCCCUCCAUUUCUUCCUCUUCUUCCCAACAAACCCUAAUCCCCCAUCUCCAAUACAAAUUCAAAGCUCCCAAAAAUAGAACUAAUUAAAAGCCACAUUGAACAAGUGAGGUAAAGAAAAUCAUUUCCAUUGCAGCAUUUUCCAUCAAGUGUAAAGAUGGCAGAGAUUGAAAGUUUAAGUGAACGUGGGAGUUCAAAUGAAACAACUAACACUACAUCUAUCAAUGAAAAUUGUUCAAAGAAAAGGAAAACUAUGAAGUCUGGAUCUAUAGUGUGGGAACACUUUGAAAACUUCACUGAUUCUUAUGGAGAAACAGGAGCGAAGUGUAAGUACUGUGAUAAGUGCUAUGCUGCUCAUACAAUAGACAAUGGUGCAUCCACAUUGAUUGGUCACAUGAGAAAGUGUGCGAAAUUUCCCCAUAACGUUGAAACUAGGCAAACACAAGUAGGCUUUCAACUAAUUUCAGGUGGCCAAAUGGUUGAGGGAAAUCUUAAUCCUUGGAAAUUUGAUCAAGAACUUUGUAGCAGGGCAUUAACUCGGAUGAUAAUCGUUGACGAGCAACCUUUUAGUGUUGUUGAAAAGGAAGGUUUUAAGCACUUAAUGAAUGUCCUGCAACCUCAAUUUUAUAUUCCUUCUCGUAUUACAGUGAUUAGGGACUGUUUUGAUCUUUAUCGUGAAGAGAAACAGAAACUGAAGAAAAUUUUCGAAGAAACACGACAAAGAGUUUCUCUUACUGCCGAUACAUGAACUUCAUUGCAAGGAAUGAAUUACAUGUGUCUUACGACUCAUUUUAUCGACAAAGAUUGGACUUUGCAUAAAAAGAUACUGAAUUUUUGUCCAAUUACCAGUCAUAAAUGCGAUGAUAUGGCAACUGUUAUUAUCAAAUGUUUGCGUGAUUGGGGUUUAGAUAAGGUGCUCGCUGUUACGGUUGAUAAUUUGGAUGAUAUCACAGUAGAAGAGUUGUCUAAACGAUUUAUUAAAUGGGGAACAAAUAUAAUGGAUGGUAACCACCUUCAUAUGAGAUAUAUGGCUCACAUCAUCAAUCUUAUUGUUCAAGAAGGUUUGGAAGAAGUGGGUGAUUCUGUAAAACGUGUUAGACAAGCAGUGAGAUACAUUAAGCAAUCUUCCAAAAGGUGGAGAAAGUUUAAAGCAUGUUGCUUAUUUGAAAGGAUAACGUAUGAAAAUUCACUAUGCUUGGAUGUUCCUACUAGGUGGGAUUCCACAUAUUUGAUGUUGGAUGUGGCACAAGAAUUUGAGGAAGCAUUUGUAAGGUAUGGUGCUCUUGAUCCUGGAUUGAUGCAUUAUCUUGUUACUUAUGUUUGUGACGAUGGAAAACCUGCCGGCUCACUUGUAAGUAGUGAUUGGGAAAAUGUAAGGCAUAUGGUGAAAAUUCUGAAACCCUUUUAUGAACUUACCUUGAAGGUCUCUGGAUCACUUUAUGUCACAUCUAAUGUUCACUUUGAAGAGAUCUGUGAGCUUGAUGUUGUGUUGAAAAACUUGAUUGAAAAUGAAAAUGUUGAGAUGAGUUUGAUGGCAAAGAAAAUGGAAGAUAAACUUCACAAGUAUUUUGGUAAUCCAGAAAAGAUGAAGAUGAUUUUUAUUGCAAGUGUGUUGGAUCCUCGGAACAAAUUUGAAUAUGUUGCUUUUGCUCUUGUGAGUCUGUUUGGAGAAGAAAAAGGGGGAAAAAAUAAAUGAAGUGAAGAAAUACAUGACUUCUUUUUUUAAUGAGUAUCUAAAGAAAAAUUUAAUGGGAUCUCAACUUUUAUUGUCUUCCGCCAUUGACACAUUGGACCAUAGUCAUCCAAACCAUCAUAAAACACCAAUCUCAAAAUUGCGACAAGAAUACCAGUGACAUUUAGCCAAGGUUAAAAGUUCGGAUGUUAGAACAGAGUUGGACAAGUAUCUCGGUGAAGAACUUGAGAAUGAUAGUAAUGACUUCAAUAUCUUGCUUUGGUGGAAAGAUAAUUCACGUAGAUUUCCUAUUCUUGCAGAGAUGGCUCGUGAUGUCUUAGCAAUUCCCGUUUCUAGUGUGGCAUCAGAAAGUGCAUUUGCUACUGGAGGAUUUAUUCUUGAGUCAUUUAGGAGCUCAUUGACUCCUUCAUUGGUGCAUAUUCUUGUGUGUGCUCAAGAUUGGCUUCUAAGUGAAAUCUUUUCCUGUUAGAGUUGAGGAAAAUUUAGAUUAUCUUGAGAAACUUGAAUUGGAUUGGUUCAACAUCGGAAUAGCUUCUUUCGAUGAUAUAGAAUUGUAAGUUGCAACAUAUAAGAUGUGUGAGCAUUCUCUCUUACUCUGCCGGUUUGCUGUCAGAUUCUGUGUUAAUCGUUGAAAUUUGCUUGCUCUAUUGUGGCUUCAAAGUCUUGAGAUCCUUGACUCUGUAACUGGGAAUUUUGGAGUGCUGCUCAAUCUAUUGGUAUGCUGUAGAUUUGUUCCUUAGGUUGGAAUUGAAUUUGUGUUUUUGUGUAAGCAUGUGCAAUGCACAAUAUUUAUUGGUUGUCAGUGCUGUGGUUUUGCAUUUGCAUACACUUCGUCGAAUUAUUGCGGAAGGGAUUGCUGGUUUGGCCUUCAAAGGAACGUCGAAUAAUAUUCAUUCCGUAGUCUGCAGAAUUGCUUCCUUUUAUGUGAGUUAUGCAAUUUGAAUUACAUUAUUGACAUGCAUCAUUGGAGAUGUUACUAUU
Messenger RNA from Nicotiana tabacum (common tobacco), 2699 nucleotides. RefSeq names its product zinc finger BED domain-containing protein RICESLEEPER 2-like. Gene Ontology annotation, molecular function: DNA binding. Lineage: Eukaryota; Viridiplantae; Streptophyta; Magnoliopsida; Solanales; Solanaceae. The record is from RefSeq and is a predicted model, not a curated record.